Molecule: messenger RNA, 678 nt
Organism: Penaeus vannamei (Pacific white shrimp)
Lineage: Eukaryota; Metazoa; Arthropoda; Malacostraca; Decapoda; Penaeidae
Source: RefSeq, a predicted model, not a curated record
AUGUAUGAAUGUUGCGUGACUGAAGUGAAGUGUGCAGUGGGAACUACACAAUCCUUCCCAAUACAAGUCGGAUUACACCAAGGAUCAGCGUUGAGUCCAUUUCUAUUUGCCAUCAUUAUGGACUCGCUCACGAAAGAUUGCAGAAGGAAAGCCCCCUGGAAUAUGAUGUUUGCCGAUGAUGUGGUAUUGUGUGCGAGAGAGAAGCGAGAGCUGGAAGAUCUGGAGCAGUGGAAAUAUGCAGUGGAGAGAAGAGGAAUGAAGAUCUCAAGUUCAAAGACUGAGUAUAUGUGCCUGAAUGGGAUAUCAACUGGGAGUGUGGAAAUGUUGCAGAGACAGUUACCAGAAACAAUGGCAUUUACGUACCUGGGAAGUACACUUGAGACAGAUGGAGGAAUCGGGGCAGAAGUAAACCGAAGGAUACAAUGUGGAUGGAACAACUGGAAGAAGAUGUCUGGUAUCCUCUGCGACAAAAGUAUACCAUCGAAGAGACUAGAAGUGGCAGAAAUGAAAAUGUGCAGAUGGGCAUGUGGCCACACAUUGAAAGAUCACGUGAGGAAUGAGGUGAUUCGAGAAAAAUUGGGAAUCACGCACAUUAUGGAACAGUUCAGGAAAGCCCGACUAAGGUGGUUUGGUCAUGUGAAAAGAAGAGACGAGGAGUAUGCUGGCGCAGAGUGCUAG